CGAGGCCGGGAUUCCCACAAUACCAGGCGGAGGGGCUCGCUUUCGGUCGGAGCCUUGUGGUCGCGAUCAAAGGCGAAGAAGGAGAAGAAAUGCGGAGGGAUGUAAGAUGGCAGAGCUGCAAAUGCUGCUAGAGGAAGAAAUUCCAGUCGGGAAAAGAGCACUGCUGGAGAGCUACCAGAACUUGACGAGGGUAGCGGAUUACUGUGAAAACAAUUAUGUGCAGGCCCAGGACAAGGGCAAGGCCCUGGAGGAGACCAAGGCGUACACAACCCAGUCGCUGGCCAGCGUCGCCUACCAGAUCAACGCCCUGGCUAACAAUGUGCUGCAGCUGCUGGACAUCCAGGCGUCGCAGCUGCGCAGGAUGGAGUCGUCCAUCAACCACAUCUCCCAGACCGUGGACAUCCACAAGGAGAAGGUGGCCAGGCGGGAGAUUGGCAUCCUGACCACCAACAAGAAUACGUCAAGGACGCACAAGAUCAUUGCCCCAGCCAACAUGGAGCGGCCCGUGAGGUACAUCCGCAAGCCAAUCGACUACACGGUGCUGGACGACGUGGGCCAUGGGGUGAAGUGGCUGAAAGCCAAGCAGGGGAGCAGCCAGCCCCCCAGGGGUGCGGGGACCCUCUCCAGGAGCAAUCCACCCACACAGAAGCCUCCCAGCCCCCCCAUGGCAGGGCGGGGCACUCUCGGACGCAACACGCCAUAUAAGACUUUGGAGCCCGUGAAGCCGCCCACCGUACCCAGCGACUACAUGACGAGCCCUGCCCGUCUGGGCAGCCAGCACAGCCCGGCUCGAACCGCCUCACUCAACCAGAGGCCUAGGACACACAGUGGCAGCAGUGGGGGAAGUGGCAGCCGGGAGAACAGCGGAGGCAGCAGCAACAUAGGUCAACCCAUCGCUGUGCCGACACCCUCCCCUCCCAGCAUAGCUCCAGCGGUUCCUCAGGGACCAGGCCUCGGUCCCAUCCCAAUGUCGCAGUUCGGCACCGUCUCCCGGCAGAUCUCGCGUCACGGCUCUGGCUCCGCAUCCAUUUCCACGGUGUCGGCCACGGGCACGUACCGCCGCGCACCCUCGGUCACGUCACAGUUCACGGUGCCGCAACCGCACAUUAACGGUGGACCUGCCUACCCGCAGAAUUCAAUGUCUGUAGCCCCCCCUCCACCUCCUAUGCCACAGAUGACUCCCCAGAUACCUCUCACAGGCUUUGUGGCCCGGGUGCAGGAGAACAGCCCUGGCCAGGGGCGGGUCAUAAGGGGGCGUGGUUCUGAUCGCCGUGAUUCCCCACACGCUGUUCCAGUAGCAGACAGCCCCACGCCCCCUCCCCCGCCUCCCCCCGACGACGUGCCGAUGUUUGACGACUCUCCGCCGCCGCCCCCGCCGCCGGUCGACUACGAAGACGAGGAGGCCACCUUGGUGCACUACAGCGAUCCCUAUGCUGACGGAGACCCGCACUGGGCCCCCAAGAACUAUCUGGAGAAAGUGGUGGCUAUUUACGACUACACGAAGGACAAGGACGACGAGCUGUCCUUCAUGGAGGGCGCCAUCAUUUAUAUCAUCAAGAAGAACGACGACGGCUGGUUUGAGGGCGUCUGCAACGGCGUCACCGGCCUCUUCCCCGGCAACUAUGUGGAGUCCAUCAUGCACUACGCCGACUGACGAGGAAAGCGCGUAGGCCGCGGAAGGGGAGGCGUGCCGAGAUGUACGGCGGCGUCGCCGCGAAUGAAAACAUGCGUAACCUUCGGUCUUCUGUUCAGUUCCGAAACCUGUAUAUAUAGCGUGAGGUCGUGGCUAGUGCCGUGUGUCCGUUGAUAUCUCGCACCGUUCGCACCAGACAUGAACUCGUCCUGUAAGAUUGCGUUAAAAUCGGGUUUUAAAGUGCGCCUGAGUCACCCCGCUACAAUCCCUUCUGAAAAGGCCAGACUUUUGGGCGCGAAGCACACAUCCAGCUGAUUUUCAUUCAGCCCCGAAUCUGAAAUGUUUCGCUCCACUGCGGCAUGCGUUAAACCAUUUAAAUGGCCCUUUUAAUCCACUACGCUUCCAUUAUUUUGUAAUAUUUACAGUGGGAACUCGGAUUUUUACUGAACGUGCUGAAGACGUCGAUGGUCUCAUUUUAUAAAUUCUAUCGUUUCCUGAAAUGCGUUAUUAUAUAAUAAAAUUUGCGUGGAUUUUGACUUUCGUGUCGCAUUCUGAUAAAGCAAGGCCGGUAUUGCACUGGCUUUUCUCAGUGCUCGCCGUCCCUUGGCCACGUAAAUGUGCCAUUGAUGUCUCUAACAAAGGAAAGCAUCGGCAUUGGACGUUUCAGUGUGUAAAAUAUCGAGUUAGCUCUGCUAAAACCGGUUUAUCGUCCGGCUGAAAUCAUGUAGAUAUAACCCAUACCGUUGAGUCCUCUAAAUGGUCGUAGUUUACUCUGAUGUAAUAUUUAAGCAUGCUGUCCGAACGCGCUGCCGUAUCGAGACGUUCCAUACCAAACACAUGUGGACCAUGCUAACAUGCUGUGUGUGUCGCUGUGUGUGCAAGGGGGGGGGGGCGGGGGGUGCUGGUGGGAUAUUUCACAGUUCAGUCCCAUUGAUGGGUUAGGUUCAUAACUCAGGUUCAGUUAUUUUGUACUCUAUUAUUUUUAACUUUUGUACACCAUGCCAUUACACAUAUCAGUGUAUUUUACUGUAGUGAUUACAUUAGAAUUGAUGUAGUCACUUAUUGUUUAGAUUUUUUUUUGUUCUUUUGCCAAAUUUUAAGCAUCUUUACAUUUCAGACAUUUAGAAACAUGUCUCACUUUGUUCGUAGCUGCUUUAGAUCUUCCGUUCUCUUGCUGAAGGCAAUCUGUCCAAGACACUAACAGUAGCAUCUUCACCUCUACUGUCAAAAUGUCACCAUAUUACAGCUAACUGCGCCUUGAUACUUUUGUCUGUUUUGUUUGUUAAUAUUGAGCGUUAAAGGUAUUCUUGUAUCUUAAAUGUCCUUUGAACGACACCUGAACCCUGUCGCUUAUCUUUAAUUUGUAUAUAUAAUAUGGUAAUUGAAAUGUAUGUACAGUCUUUUAUAAUAAACAUUCGCCUCUAUAUAUGAAAUGAUG
This is a messenger RNA of Scleropages formosus (Asian bonytongue), 3071 nucleotides long. RefSeq names its product abl interactor 1-like. Gene Ontology annotation, biological process: neuron migration. The transcript is spliced from 11 exons. The record is from RefSeq and is a predicted model, not a curated record. Gene Ontology annotation, cellular component: SCAR complex; lamellipodium; actin-based cell projection. NCBI's taxonomy places the organism in Eukaryota, Metazoa, Chordata, Actinopteri, Osteoglossiformes, Osteoglossidae. Gene Ontology annotation, molecular function: SH3 domain binding; signaling adaptor activity. Bases 107 to 1654 code for a protein of 515 amino acids.